This is a messenger RNA of Botrytis cinerea B05.10, 1638 nucleotides long. RefSeq lists its product as hypothetical. Lineage: Eukaryota; Fungi; Ascomycota; Leotiomycetes; Helotiales; Sclerotiniaceae. Bases 595 to 1380 code for a protein of 261 amino acids. The record is from RefSeq and is a predicted model, not a curated record. The transcript has a single exon.
GACCUUUUACACAUUUAUUAGUGUACUAACGUAACAUAAAUACCAACAUAUUGCUUACUGCUACAGUGUAAUCGAGACCUCGUUUUUUCGCACAAGGCCAAUUUUUGCCAAAUACACACCACCACAAAUCCACAAGUACCAAAGGUAGAAUCAUUUAUGAUAGCCAGCCUGCAAGAUGUUAUACACCAGCAGCAACGAUUCAUUUCAGUGCUAGUAAGGUACCUGACUAGGCCAUUGAGAGUGUCGUGUCGAUUGUCAACAAGAAAAACAGCCUAGGUAUCAUCAAAGCAUACAUUUUGGCCUUAAAAGCACUCUGAGGCUACUAUACUAGGUAACCAGAAUCUCUCUCUCAAAAAAAAAAGAGUCAUCAUUCAAAACUACCGUCUUCAACUCAAGAAAAGUGCAAUUUUAUUGCAGUUUCGAUUUCAAGAAGGCCCCGCGACUCUGUUAAAGUCUAUUUCUGGAAAAUUGGAAGAAACAUUGUUAGGUCCCGGGGACGGCGCGUUUUUGAGUAUAUUCAAGCGGCAACUAGUGAAGGUGCAGGAUAUCCUCCUCAGACCAAAAGUCCUGCAAUUAAACUUCCGCAACAUACUGAUGACAUACCAGUGGUACUUGGCAUCCAUCGAAAUGUCUCUCCCUUUCCUACAGACAUUCCCACGAGAGAUCCGCGACUUAAUUUACACUUUUGUUCUCGCAGAUCCGAAUGGUAUCAUUACUCUCUCACCAUGGUCUAUCGAAGUUGCGCAGUCCUUUUCCAUACUUCGAACAUGUAAACAAAUACACAGAGAAUGCAAAGAAAUAAUUUGGGAGCACAAGGGACUGAAACUGCGGGAGCUUCCUGUCUUAAAAUCCAAGCUCGAAAAGAGGAUUGCGAUACUUGGCGAAGCAGCGCGAUGGCAUAUACUCAUACAAUUGGAGGUAUUAGAUUGGGACGAAUUAGAAUGGGUUGAGCGUAGUCUGGCAGCAGUGGCAGGGUCUCUACAUAAAUUGCAUGGUAUUACAAUAAAAGCGAGCAAAGAGCGACCACAGACGGUCGAGGAAUAUGAGGAUAUUCUUGACCUAAGGGAAAAUGGAGAAAUAGUCGAUGGAAGGUUAUACCAAGAGUAUCCUGGAAAUGCUUCGACAGACAAAGGAUAUCGGACUUGGAUGAUAAACACUAGUUGGCCUCGACUGUCUCCUUGGGCUAAGAGGAAAUGGUUGGCAGAAAUGCUAAUUGACUCGACAGAUACAGGCAAGCUAUUACACAGGAUUCAUGACAAAUUUGGCGGGCAAUUAUAUAUUGAUGGGGUGUUAUGUUUGAAAGAUGGAAAACAAAUUUUGAAGGGUCUGAAGCUUGAUUCAAGAGAUGGAGAACUCAAAAUUAUUCCCAGACACAGGUAGGAAAUUGUUGAAGGGAUUGAAGACGCUUGCAUGUUUCUGGGGGGGAGGGGGGUGAUGAAAUCGAAUUCUGUAGGAAUUAUUUGCGGUUUCACAGUUUCUAGCACAUUCAAAACUAGUCCGAACUUGGGCUAUCAGACUAAUUUUCAAAACUCGGAGUUUGAUUCAAUCGUUCGAAUCAGAUGUUGUGUAGCAUCCGAAGAUCGUAAUACUGGGUUCUCAUAUUAUGAUGAUCAAUUCAUGAACUCGUUCACCCGCUCA